Molecule: messenger RNA, 879 nt
Organism: Trichoplusia ni (cabbage looper)
Lineage: Eukaryota; Metazoa; Arthropoda; Insecta; Lepidoptera; Noctuidae
Product: protein obstructor-E-like
Exons: 5
Coding region: 94-807 (237 amino acids)
Cellular component (GO): extracellular region
Molecular function (GO): chitin binding
Source: RefSeq, a predicted model, not a curated record
CGCCAGGGUCGCCACAGGGGUCGGACCACAAUCUAGUCAUUAAAACUUUUUUUUAUAAUUGUAAUUUUUAUAAUUUUUUAAUCAAAAGCCAUCAUGAAAGUGUUCAUCGUACUAGCAGCAGUCACCGCGAUUGCGAGUGCCCAAUUCAAAUGUCCCAACAAAGACGGCCAGUACGAGGACUCCGUCCAGUGUGACAAGUUCUACGAGUGCGUGGAUGGUGUCGCCACCACCAAGCUCUGCCCCGACGGUCUGGUGUUCGACCCCACCAUCAGGAAGAUCAACAAGUGCGACCAGCCCUUCAACGUAGACUGUGGAGACAGGACUGAACUGCAACCUGCCAAGCCUACCACCCAGUGCCCCCGCCGCAACGGUUUCUUCGCUCACCCCGACCCCUCCGUCUGCAACAUCUUCUUCAACUGCAUUGAAGGUGAAGCUAUCGAGGUCAAGUGUACCGCUGGACUCCACUUCGACGAGUACUCCGGCACCUGCGUGUGGCCCGACUCUGCUGGCAGACAGGGAUGUCAGGCCCAAGAAAAGAAGACCAAGGAUGGUUUCGAGUGCCCCGUCCAGCAGAAGGUCGACGCCCAAGGCCAGACCGUUGCCCACCCUAAGUUCCCCCACCCCACCGACUGCCAGCGUUUCUACGUGUGCCUGAACGGUGUCGAGCCACGUGACCUUGGUUGCCAGGCUGGUGAGGUCUACAAUGAGGAGUCCCAGAGGUGUGAUGCCCCUGAGAAUGUGCGCGGAUGCGAGGACUGGUACAAGGACUCCGAGGAAGCCGCGCCCGCACCCAAAGCCAGGUCUUAAGCCUCCCUAGUGAUACUCUAAUAUAGUUGUAUUGUAAGACUCAAUAAGUUAAAUACAUUUUAAGAUAAACGA